Messenger RNA from Penicillium oxalicum, 783 nucleotides. RefSeq lists its product as uncharacterized. The transcript is spliced from 2 exons. NCBI's taxonomy places the organism in Eukaryota, Fungi, Ascomycota, Eurotiomycetes, Eurotiales, Aspergillaceae. The record is from RefSeq and is a predicted model, not a curated record. Bases 1 to 783 code for a protein of 260 amino acids.
AUGGCCGACGAGGUCCCUUUGGCUCAGGCUAAGGUUUUCAGUGAUACCAUGCCUCAAUUGGAUCUCAUGGCCAGAAGCCUGUUCAACGGCGGUGCGUCGUAUACCAUCACUCUUCUCAACAAGACAGGCGCGAGCCAAAGCUACGCUCUUUUCAGCCAGCCCCCAUCGGUGAAGCCGACGGUGGAAAGGCUCACUUCCCACGCCAUCUUGGUCGCCCGAGACGUUGCCGCCCGAACAGGAAACGCUUUCUUUACCUUUCCCCGCGACAAGUACCAUGCCAUCUGUGGGGUCAACCAGCAAGAUGACUCUGUUCACCUGCGUGUUUUGGAUCGAUGUGCCGUGACGCUCGGCAGUGGCCGGACCUCCAACUUUCACCGGGGGACGACCUGUGCCAUGGAUGCCUCCUCAGCUACGCCUUUCUUUGCCUCCUGGGCUGGACCUGCCGACGAUCAGGGGGAGAUCGGUGCCUUUUGCCUGCGAACACCUGGCGGGUUUACCUUUGAAAAGGCCAAAAACAAUCAUUGGAUUGCCGGCCUCGGUCUGUCCACUUCGGGAAAUGCGCUCGUAGGCAUCUACGCCUCAUUUACCCCGGGCCCUCGAACGGAUUAUCAAAUUGGGCCGAGUCAAGUCUUCUACAUUGUGCCAAGGGCGCUGGAUGCGAAUGACCCCACCCCCGAUGAUUUGGACUUUUCGCAAGAAUGCAAACUCGACUUUGCGUCGCUUUCUUCCAGCGUGGAGCUGGUUCAUGAUGAUGAUAACGUGAUUCGGAUCUUUAACCCAUGA